AUGGCUUCUCUACAAGACACGUUGCAGCUGAACAAUCAAGCAGUGGUACUUCACCAUUCCGACAAUCUCGCUCAGGCUGCCAAGGCCUACCAUGAGUCGCUCUCUUUUUUCAAGCGACUAUUGAAGGAGUGCUACCACCAUAAUCAAGGCAUUGCCCUCAGCACGGUGACGCAAUACGAAUGCUUCCAUACCGCUGCUCCAACAAAUGCCCAGCGUGACGUCUCGACACAAAGCGAUGACGAGCCAUUUGUGUACCAAAGCGCAUUGAUAUUGCAAGAGACGCAAUCAUAUUUGCACAACACCCAAGCUAUGACGAUCUACUGUGCAGGAGUUGUAUUCAACACCGCUAUUCUGCAUCAUCGACAAGCAAUCAAGACCGGGAGCUCAGCAUCCCUAGAUCGAGCAGCGAAGCUAUACGAAGCAAGUCUUCAGCUCGUUCUUGGGCAGCAUAUUCCUGCAGGUUCCAACAGCACCGUCUCACUUAUUGCAAUGGCCGCCAGCAACAACUUGGCUCAAAUUGAGUUGGAGAAAGGGCUGGUGUGCCAAGCAUGCAGAAGGCUGCAAUUUCUAAAGAUCCUUAUUCAGUCUCUGCAACACAUAGUCACUCGCAUUUUCACAAUGGACGAAUUUCAAGGCAUGCUAUCAAAUACUCUAUCGGCAGAAAGCGUGACUGCGUCACCAGCAGCCUAA
Molecule: messenger RNA, 690 nt
Organism: Cylindrotheca closterium
Lineage: Eukaryota; Bacillariophyta; Bacillariophyceae; Bacillariales; Bacillariaceae
Source: the annotation of a GenBank genome assembly